Bipolaris oryzae ATCC 44560 is the source of this 393-nucleotide messenger RNA. RefSeq lists its product as uncharacterized. The coding region runs from base 1 to 393 and encodes 130 amino acids. The transcript has a single exon. The record is from RefSeq and is a predicted model, not a curated record. Lineage: Eukaryota; Fungi; Ascomycota; Dothideomycetes; Pleosporales; Pleosporaceae.
AUGGCAGACAAACCAAUGUAUGUACGCUACAGCCACCCAGCAAUGAGGCAUCCAAGGCCUACGCGUAGACUCCCUACCGUAAUGUUUAAUUCGUUUGAAGCACAAGGAGAGCAAGGCUCACCCCUUGGUUUAUUCUUGCAGUUGCAGGAGGAAAUGGAUCGUGAGGGUCCAUGGGGGCUUCGCCCCGUUUUUUUGCCAACGAGCUAUGCGAACAGCAACGCCCCUCUCACAGCUAUCAACCAGCAGGGUAUCGGAGGUUACCUAAGAAAGAAGGCAAUAGUCGCAAAUGCGCAAGUUUUCUCUCGCGCUCGUGGACAAUCUACAUAUUUUGCAGAGUUGGCGAUGCUUGAAGCGGGGUUGAGUCGGCUGACGCUGGAGGAUAACAGGAAUUGA